AUGUCCCGCCCAGUGACCGAAGUCGUCACCCUCACCUUGCUGCCUGGGGCCAACGCCGAGGAAGCCAUCAAGGGUCUGAACUCAGUCCUAUCAAGACGGGAAGGAUUCCAGUCUCUCAAAUGGGGGCGCUGGGAGCAGGAUAAAACCAAAGUCAACUUGAUUAUCGGCUGGGAUGAUGUCUGCUACCACAAGGCGUUUGAGCAAUCUGCAACCGACUCUGCUGCCGCGGGUGCCUUUCUAGGACCCGUGCUCGCCGGGCCACCGUUUAUGUUCCACGUCUAUCUCGACCCCGCUGAGCGGGACAAAAUCCUGGGCGCCCCUGUUGUCGAAGUCGCCACGUUCUUCUCGGUUCCCGAUGAUUACUCCGUCGAAGGCGAGAAGUUUUUGGAGAUCCUCGGCUCGUUCAAGGGAGGUCUGGGCUUUCUGCAUGCGGAUGUCGUUGAGGAGAUCUCUGCGGGUGGAAGCGGUCAGAAAGGACGGGGAUGGUUUGUUCUUCUGGCCUGGGAAUCCAUUGACUUGCACGUGGCGGCCAAAGACUCGGAUGCCGUGCAGCAGAAUUAUCACUUGAUCAAGGGGGAGGGCAAGACGGAUGAGAUUGAGUGGCACUAUGUUAGGUUUAGGGAUGCUUAGGGAUAACUAUUUUCCCUAUUUUCCCUCCUUGUCGUAGUGAUUUCACGCAUGUCUACAAGGAUAUCAAGUACUUCUUCCUUUUCGAAGCCUGCACGCAUGGGAAAAUAAAUGGAUUGAAUAGCCGCCAGUGUGUCUUCCUCAAAUAGCAGGGGUAUAAUUCCAAUGCGGAUUCGAGGUUCUGCUCUGUGAACACCCGAGGCGGAUUCAAACAGAAUGAAUAAACCACAACCAGACAACAAACAUUUCUAAUCAGGCAGAAUGGAGAUCUUGCUUGAAAGCAUUUCAAAUGUACAUAUCCACUCCACCAUCCAAAAAGUCCGACAAGCAAUAAAUACGUCAAUCUGAGUCCUUCGCCUUCCAUCGCGAUUACGGAGUACUCCUUACUAAGAUCUUUCACGCACAGACAGUGAAGGGAGUGGGUGGAAAGAUUACCCUGGCGAGCGAGGAGCAAGCCCCUGCCAAGAACCGCCCAGUAAUUCCGCCAUCUAUUUGGCAGGCAGCAGGCGGAGAAGAAAGUGUCAAUCCAUAAUGCUCUG
Aspergillus calidoustus is the source of this 1166-nucleotide messenger RNA. NCBI's taxonomy places the organism in Eukaryota, Fungi, Ascomycota, Eurotiomycetes, Eurotiales, Aspergillaceae. The record is from the annotation of a GenBank genome assembly.